AUCGAUUGAUGGGAGAUAGAAGGGGAUGAACGCGCACGUUGAAUUCCCUGCGGCCAAACGUAUGUGAAACUUCGAGUAGAGAUGAUCAGUAUCGAGGUUCAGUACUUUAGUGUCAGUAAAAAUCUUCUACUAGCUAUCGGUCUGUGGCCUUAUCAACAAACGAGGAUCACUCAACUUCAGUACACAUUAUUCCUCUCUAUACUGCUGCUCGCCAUCAUGUGUCAUUUUACAACGUUUAUCACCACAGAAUGCACUCUAGACAUUGUCAUCAAAGUGUUAUCUUCUAUGUCAAUUUUCUUGAAUUUCGCAAUUCAGUACUCCUCGUUUCGAAUGAACACCGCAACCGUCAAGAUUGUAUUGGAAGAACUCCAACACAUAUGCGGCAAGAUAAAGGAUGAGAACGAACUUGCUAUUAUCAAAAAAUAUGGAAACAUUUCAAAACGUUAUACAGUUUGGCUCACAACAUCCGCUAUUUUCGGCGAAAUUGCUCUUAUCUUGAUUCAAUUUUGGUCGAGCAUACUCGACUUCGUUCAACCAAGAAAUGAAUUCAGGUCACGCAUUUCGCUGUUCCCGAUGGAAUAUUUUGUGGAUCACCACAGAUACUUCUACUUAAUAAUGCUGCACUCAAACGCAGCUGUUUGUAUAGGCAUUACCACAAUGCUAGCAACAGGAACGUUAUUCAUCGCGUGUCAAAAGUGCGUCUGCGGACUGUUCAUGGUCGCCAGUUACCGUAUCAAACAUGCGAUAAGCACCAACCAAGUCACACCGAGAGGCAGAAAUCUGACUUUUUUGAGGAUCACUAAAGCUGUAAAAGUUCAUCGGAGAGCUAUGAAAUUCUCCCAAUUUCUGGUGACUAAAUUUGAGGUGAUGUUAGGCACAACGAUAUUGUUCGGAAUAAGCAGUUUCAGUCUCAACCUUUUUCGCAUCUUUUCGAUUGCGUCAUCGAAUUGUCGUAAUAUAAAGGAACUGAUGUUGUCCGUUGGAUAUGCAGCUAUAAUCGCUAUGUACAUAUUCUUAGCCAACUAUAUUGGGCAGGAUCUUACAGAUCACAAUAGAAGAGUGUUUAUUACAGCGUACAACGUUCACUGGUACAAAACACCAGUGACCGUGCAAAAACUGAUACUGUUUCUAUUGCAACGAGGUACGAAAGAUUUCACGCUGAACAUUGGUAAACUGAUCCACGUAUCAUUAGAGUGUUUUGCCUCGCUGGCAAACACAUCGAUAUCGUAUUUCACCGUACUCUACACCACGCAAAAAUAAGGUACUUC
Odontomachus brunneus is the source of this 1268-nucleotide messenger RNA. RefSeq lists its product as uncharacterized. Gene Ontology annotation, molecular function: olfactory receptor activity; odorant binding. Gene Ontology annotation, cellular component: plasma membrane. Lineage: Eukaryota; Metazoa; Arthropoda; Insecta; Hymenoptera; Formicidae. The transcript has 9 exons. Gene Ontology annotation, biological process: detection of chemical stimulus involved in sensory perception of smell; sensory perception of smell. The coding region runs from base 82 to 1260 and encodes 392 amino acids. The record is from RefSeq and is a predicted model, not a curated record.